Messenger RNA from Medicago truncatula (barrel medic), 1339 nucleotides. Its product is annotated as heme-binding-like protein At3g10130, chloroplastic. Lineage: Eukaryota; Viridiplantae; Streptophyta; Magnoliopsida; Fabales; Fabaceae. The coding region runs from base 149 to 1045 and encodes 298 amino acids. The transcript is spliced from 8 exons. The record is from RefSeq and is a predicted model, not a curated record.
AAAAAAAUCCCUUGUUCAAAAACGAGACUAAUAAAAAUAUCUGAAAGAGGAGCUAUAUAAAUUGUGCCGGGAAAACCAUAACCACCAGUAUCCCAAAAUAAAACAGAAAUUCAAAACCCAGAAGAAUAUUCAAUUUCUCAAAGUAAACAUGCUAAUUCCUCUUUGCAACCCUUCUCUUUCUAUACAAUCAGCCCCAAUUUCUGUAAAACCUAACAAAACAAUUAUCUCUAUCACCAACUCUGCAUCUUCCAACAAUAGAGUAAGCACCCAACGAAGAACCAUAUCAGCAUUUGAAGCUCGAAUCUCACUCAUUUUCGCUCUCGCUUCUCAAUCCUUCUCUCUAUCCCAGCGACGUAAAUUUGUUGCUGAUGUGGCUACCGAGACUGCAAAGUACUUGUUUCCGAAAAGAUUUGAAAGCCGCACUCUCGAAGAAGCUUUGAUGACAGUUCCGGACCUUGAGACUGUCAAUUUCAAAGUUCUAACUAUAAGGGACCAGUACGAGAUUAGAGAAAUUGAGCCUUACUUUGUAGCCGAGACUACAAUGCCUGGGAAGAGUGGGUUUGAUUUCAGAGGUUCUUCUCAGUCAUUUAAUGUCCUUGCAGAGUACCUUUUUGGUAAGAAUACAAAGAAGGAGAAAAUGGAGAUGACUACACCCGUUUUUACCACUAAGAAACAAUCGGACGGGGUUAAAAUGGAUAUGACAACUCCUGUGUUAACAACAAAGACGGUAGAUAAAGAUGAGUGGAAAAUGUCUUUUGUAAUGCCUUCAAAGUACGGUGCUAACUUGCCACUGCCUAAAGAUUCCUCUGUGGCGAUUAAAGAGGUGGCCAGAAAAACAGUUGCUGUGGUUUCCUUUUCAGGUUUUGUGAAUGAUGAAGAAGUUAAGAGGCGUGAACUGAAACUAAGAGAAGCUUUGAAAAAUGACGGACAGUUCAAAAUUAAAGAGGGAACUUCAAUAGAAAUUGCACAGUAUAAUCCCCCAUUUGCUCUUCCAUUUCAACGCCGUAAUGAGAUUGCAUUGGAGGUGGAGUGGAAAAACAAGUAGGAACAAUAUUUGCCAAUAUACGGUCUCAAGGUACUUUUGAAUUUUCAUCAUUUCACGGUAAGCUGAAAAAGUUACCUGUUUGUUAUAUGAAUCAGACUCCAAUACAAGAUAUUUUGUACUCAUUCAUGAUGCUUGUCAUUUUUUUCCUUUUUUGUAAAUAGGUCCUGUACUCAAUGUUGAUGUUUGUCUUUUUUGUAUAUAGGUUUUGUACUGGAUAUUGUUGUUUAUCUAUAUAAAUGUAGACAGAUGUGUUUGUGCAUGUAUUGAGUUUGGAAAAAAUGUGCAUUUUUCUCA